AUGUCAAAUGAGGAGAGCAAGUCUCACUCAUAUGUUCCGAGCAAGCAGCUUGAACAGUCGACGCUGGAGAGCCGAGAUCCGGCUCUGCUGGAGAAGAAUGAUGAUGAAGAAGCAGCUGUCGGCCCGCCGCCCUUAUCCAAAGCAGCCAAGGUAGCGUUAGUGGCCACGCUGGCAUGUGCAGGCUUUCUCAAUAUAGCCUCUGUACAGUCUUCAGUGAUUCUGCUCCCGGACAUUAGUAGGCAUCUCGACAUUCCCCCAGGGCGACAGCAAUGGGUCACAUCAGCAUACAAUAUCGCCCUUGGCUGUGCCCUGAUGUUCUGGGGCCGCGUGGCUGAUAUCUACGGGCGUCGCCGCGUCUUCCUGGCCGGUAUGGCAUGCAUCGUGGUUGUGACGGUGGCGAUACCAUUCUCACCCAACGAGGUCGGCUUCGACAUCUUGAGAGCGCUCCAAGGUCUGGGGGCUUCGGCAACCACCCCGUCUGCUGUCGGGAUACUUGGAUCGACGCUCCCGGCAGGAAAACAGAAGAACUACGGAUUCAUCACCUACACAGCAGCGAGCUCUCUGGGCUCGGUUCUGGGCAACAUCCUCGGCGGCCUCAUUGGGAGUUUCCUCACUUGGAAGUGGAUGUUCUGGAUCACGGCCAUCUUCGCUGCCGGCGUUGGUGUGGCUGCACUGUUCGUGAUCCCUCGCACCGCACGUACAGGGGAUGCGGGCAAGAACAAACAAAAUCUUGACGUCGUUGGCGCAGUCAUGAUCACGACAGCCUUGGUCCUGCUUCUCUUUGUUCUCUCCGAAGGCAACACAGUCGGUUGGGGAACCGCUUGGAUCCCGGUUGUUCUGGUGGUCUCGCUCAUACUGAUCAUCAUGUUUGGGUUCUGGCAGUGGCAUCUCGAGAGGAAAAGAAGUCCCACUCCUCACAUGCCGCUGGUCAGGGUGUCGUUAUUCAAACGGGGACAGUUCACGGCGGCAUUCGUCGUCAUCAUGACCUACUUUUCCUCCUUUAAUAGUUAUUUGGUGUUUGCCACGUUCUUCUAUCAGGACUACCUAGGACUCAGCGCUCUGGCGACGACGCUUCGCUUCCUCCCGACCGGCAUUGCAGGAUUCCUCAUUUGCUUCGUGACAGCCCGACUGAUACAUAUCACGCCGGGCUUCUACCUCUUACUAUUCGCCUCAUGCUGUGGCAUCAUCUCGCCCCUCCUCUUCGCCGUUCCUAUCCCUCCAUCGACAACUUACUGGGCUUAUGGCUUCCCCGCGAUGUGUCUCUGUAUCAGCACCGAUAUCCUCGCACCGACAAUCAACCUCUUCAUCAUCCGUCAACUCCCACCAGCCGACCAGGCUCUUGGGGGUGCUCUGAUCCAGACGUCAAAUCAAUUGGGACGAGCCAUUGGCCUGGCCAUUUCGACGGCGGUGAAAACUGCUAUUGUGAAAGACCAUGAUCGGGUGGGUGAUGCUUUGUUACUGCGAGGCAUCCGGGCGGGCGAAUGGGUCAAUGUCGGUAUGGCUGCGUUAUCCUGUUCCAUCAUCCUCCUUGUCUUUCGCGGUUUGAAAGAAGUCGGCGGGGCACUCAUUCAGAAGUAA
This is a messenger RNA of Fonsecaea multimorphosa CBS 102226, 1578 nucleotides long. RefSeq lists its product as uncharacterized. Gene Ontology annotation, cellular component: membrane. Lineage: Eukaryota; Fungi; Ascomycota; Eurotiomycetes; Chaetothyriales; Herpotrichiellaceae. The transcript is spliced from 5 exons. Gene Ontology annotation, biological process: transmembrane transport. Gene Ontology annotation, molecular function: transmembrane transporter activity. The record is from RefSeq and is a predicted model, not a curated record. Bases 1 to 1578 code for a protein of 525 amino acids.